CCAAUAUUCAGUCCUCAAUUUUCACCACGCGAGUCUGUUCGCAUUGCCAGUUUUGAAAGGUAGUCGGUAAGCAUCCGUUGACAGUCACAUGGAAAAUGCAAGGCGGUGGUGGGUCAUCCGUUUGCGUCGUGACGUCCUGCCGUGACUCUAUCCUUACUCUUCUUACUCUUCUCUUCCUCUCCGCAAUCUUCCUCCGACCGGUGGCUGACUUCUGCUAUACCUUUCACUUAGUCCCAUCUCAUUCUUUGAAUCAAUUCCACCACGGCAUACGAGCAACAUAUUGCUAGUACAACGUACUCCUCUCCUCAAAUCUGAUGGUAUAGCCUUGUGCGACCGACUAUCACAAUGGCAGGCCACCCAGUCAAGUACACGCCCCCGCCUUCGCCGCCUUCCCCGACAGCUUCCUACUACGAUGUCAGCGAUGACGAAGAAGACGAUUACAACACCAUCUCACACUCAACCUCUCGCCGAGGUGUCAAGCUCUUGUUCUCCAAGAGCAAAGUUUACGUCCACCCCACUCCCUCCUCCAAAGAUAAUAUCCCGGGUUUCAUCGCCUUGAUUCAACAAAAGCCCCUUCCCUCUGCCUCCGGUACCUUUACAGCUACAUCCCCUACGAAAGACAUCUCUUCCUACCUGCUCGCUUGGGUCCCUGAAUCCUCCCUCGGCGACGCCUACAGCACCUACGUCAAAGUCGACCUGUCCGACAGCGCCUCCCCUCCGCGCCAGAAAUACCUUGUACCGGCCCUGCCCACCACCACCACCUACAAAGACCCCAUCGGCCUGUAUGCUUUUGCUGUGCCGUUGUCAGAGAUAUACUCGCUCCUUGUGCGACCGCCAAGCCUAGGAUGGUGGUUCGGGAGUCUUGUGAUCAACACCCGCGCCGGCGAUAGCUUCCCCGCUCUAUUCUUCCAUGACAGCGAGUGCGAGUCGACGAUUUUGCAGAAGAAGAAGCGAACCAGGGAGAGCUUCGACCCAUUUGGGGAGGAUGGCAGCGUGUUUUGGGGUGGGGACGAGGUGCUGCGAUGGCUUCGGAAAUACGUCGAGGUCCAGCGGUCUGCUCUAGACAGUAGCGUCUAUUUGAUAAAUCCAUCCGAGGAGGACCGCCUCUCUUUCGGGCAACAGCCGACCUCGGACGCGGCCAGGGGCUCUCAAGAUCAGGCACUCGCUCCAGCGCAGCCCGGUGGGAGCAGACAGCCAGAUGCCGGUAUGGAUCCGUUUGUGAAAACACUCAAGGAAGCCAGGUGGAAAGUCCUCGAGUCACUUAGCAAGAUCACCACUUUUACCAGGCGAACCGCAAAUGAAUUAGCGGACAACCCCAGAAUACCUCCCCAGGUUCGCCGGCUGAUGAGGACGCCUGAGAUACAGACUUUGCAGGACGAAUUUGACAGUGCCAGACUUUAUCUCGCUCGUUGGGCCAUGAGCAUCUCCGAACAGAGUGAACGAGAAAGGAAUCAACGGAUCUGGACCGCUCGGGAUGUGCUUGGCAUGGAGAACAGCUCUGUGGGCGAUUUUGAGAUACUGGAGCUGGAGACGGGGACUAUGUCUAUCCAAGAACGUCGAAAGAUCGUGACUUUAACAGAGUGGGAGGGCUUUUUCGACCCGAAUACGGGUCGGUUGCAGUUGACGGUCGAGGAGGUGAAAGAGAGGAUAUUCCAUGGAGGGCUGGACCCAAACGACGGAGUCCGAAAAGAGGCAUGGCUCUUUCUCCUCGGAGUGUACCCCUGGGACAGUUGCCGUGAUGAACGGCAGGCUCUGAUCAGCUCCAAACGAGACGAAUACAUUCGCCUAAAAGGCGCAUGGUGGGAGAAGAUGAUUGAAGGAGGCUCCACGGCAGAAGAGUAUGAUUGGUGGAAGGAGCAAAGGAACAGAAUAGAGAAAGAUGUUCAUCGGACAGACCGCACGAUACCCCUGUUUGCCGGCGAAGAUAUUCCUCACCCGGAUCCCGACUCACCUUUUGCUGAGACUGGAACGAAUGUGCAUCUAGAACAAAUGAAAGAUAUGCUCCUAACAUACAACGAGUAUAACCCGGAUCUUGGGUAUGUCCAGGGCAUGAGCGAUCUUUUAGCUCCAAUAUAUGCGGUCAUGCAGGACGAUGCCGUUGCAUUUUGGGCCUUUGUCGGUUUCAUGAAUCGGAUGGAACAAAACUUCCUCCGAGACCAAUCCGGCAUGCGCGCCCAGCUUACUACAUUAGACCACCUUGUUCAGCUUAUGGAUCCUCAGCUCUAUCUUCACCUACAAUCUGCCGAUAGUACCAAUUUUUUCUUCUUCUUCCGUAUGCUUCUGGUUUGGUACAAGCGCGAAUUCGAAUGGCCGGAUGUCCUACGUCUGUGGGAGACACUUUGGACAGACUAUCUGUCUAGUAGCUUCCACCUAUUCAUUGCGUUGGCAAUUCUCGAGAAACACCGAGAUGUUAUCAUGGACCAUCUCAAGCAAUUCGAUGAGGUCUUGAAAUACAUCAACGAGCUCUCGAAUACCAUGGAACUCAUCCCCAUCCUCACCCGCGCCGAAUCUCUCUUCCACCGCUUUGGACGAGCCGUCCAAGCUAUCGACAAGAAGAACAACUUCCCUGCUCCAUCUCCAGCAGCCUACCAACGCAAGCCCAACACAAGCCCCGCCACUAACGCCGAAAGUAACGACAGUACCAACAAGGGCAAAUCUCCAGAACGCCCUCAAACCACCGGUUUCACUACCGGCAGCAGCGUCACCGCCGGGUCCAGCAGCCGAACAAGCGACAAAGACCCUAAGAUCAUCUCCCCCGAACUGCGACAACUCUUCGCCAAGGACAUCCCAUGGGCUCGCAAGCCUCGUCCCGGCUCACAACCUGGGCCACAACAGGAGGGAGCCGCGUCUUCUGAGCGACGUUCGUAGAAGUCAAUCCGUCAGCUAGUAGCGAACUGGCCAACCCUCUCUAUGUUUUUAUGACUUGAUAUGAUACCUGUGAUUACCUGCCAAUAUAUUUUCGCAAAUUUUGUGAUGCCCUGUGACUUCAACUCUUCCGCCUUCUGUCGUGAGUUAUCUCGGGUCUGGUUUGGGCGUAUUGUUCAGUCGGAGGGUAGGAUUUUUGGAUGGGCAAGCCUGAUUAUUAUGUUUUACCUGAAAGAACAAAUUCAUAUUCUCUAC
Messenger RNA from Aspergillus homomorphus CBS 101889, 3120 nucleotides. RefSeq names its product GTPase-activating protein GYP7. Gene Ontology annotation, molecular function: GTPase activator activity. The record is from RefSeq and is a predicted model, not a curated record. NCBI's taxonomy places the organism in Eukaryota, Fungi, Ascomycota, Eurotiomycetes, Eurotiales, Aspergillaceae. Gene Ontology annotation, biological process: activation of GTPase activity. The transcript has 5 exons. The coding region runs from base 346 to 2868 and encodes 840 amino acids.